CCCCUUCUCCCAACAAUUUCUCUCCUCUUUUUCUCUUCUGCCCUAAUCGUUCUUCCACCCAGCUCUGCACACACCAACAAAGGGUUAUUGGGUCCUUUUUGUUUCUCGCUGUUCACACUGUCAGUUACAGUGGGGGCGAGAAGAGUCGGAUUCGAAUCUAACGCUGAGUUUGCAUUGUCUUUUUGUGUUGGUACCAGCAUAGAAGGUUCAAUCGAAGUUUCAUUCAUUCUCCAAGAGCGUUUUUGUAAUCGGUGACUGUCUUCUUCGUACAGAUCAAUGCGGGGUUAUGACAGAGAUGAGUAUGAUGAUUACGAAGGUUAUGAUGAUUAUGAGGAUGAGGGAGGUGAAGAGUACGAAGAGGAAGGAGAGGAGGCGGAAUAUGAAGAGGAAAGACCUAAGCCAACAAAGGAAGAAAUAGAGUACCUUGAGUUGAGGCAGAAGCUGAAAGAAUCAAUUAGAAAGAAGAUGAAGAAGGAGAGUAGUACCUCCCUCUCCGAUUCUAAUUCCAGGAAGAAACUUCCUUAUGAUAAUUAUGGAUCCUUCUUUGGCCCUUCUCAACCUGUUAUUUCACAGAGAGUAAUUGAAGAGAGCAAGUCAUUGAUAGGAAACCCGGAUUUGGCAGCCAGGAUUUCUAAAGCCGCUCAUGUGAAUAAGAACACAAAUAAAGCAUCUAAUGGAAGUGUAAAGUCUUCGACUCAUAGUCAGAUGCCCAAAGCAAGCGAGAAGCAAGUUAAAGCCCAGAAACUCAAAGUUAUUAGAGACUACUCAUUCCUUAUGUCUGAUGAUGCUGAACUUCCACCUCCUACAAAAGUGUCACCAUCUCAGAAUACAUCUAUACGCAAUAAUGAGGGAAGACCAGCUCAACUUGCUGGGAGGAAUAAGCAACUUGUUGCCAAUGGUGGUGGCAAGCAUGUUCGUAGCAGUGGUGAGGAAAGGAGAGCAGUUCCUGGAGGGAAUCGAUUGCCUCCCAAACCAGACUUGAACCAUAAGUUAAGUUCUUCCAGUAAGCCAAUCAGAAAGGCACCAGCAGAUUCUAGAAAACAGCUUGGUAGUAAUAGUGGAAAUGGACCAGGUCGGCCAGUGGGACCAAAAGGGUUGCCUCCUAAGGUGCCUGCUAGUACCAUGGGGAAUAAAUUUUCAGCACCUGUUAUGAAAAAACCUGUGAACGACAUGCAUAGACCUGUUAAUGGCACACAUAGACCUGUCAACAGUAUGCAAAGACCUGUCAACAGCAUGCAAAGACCUGUCAAUGGCACGCAGAAAUCACUCCCUUCUAAGGUCCAUUCAUCUGUUAGGCAAAAUGUGGAUCCAAGAAGAGACCCGCGUGAACAGAAUAGACCGAAGAUGUUGCCAAAACAACCAGUGGCAUCAACAAAAACUCAGAUAAAUAAACCGCUUAAACCAAAUCCAAAGCAUUCUGAUCCACGGGAUCACCGCCCCAAGAAUAAGGGUGUGAAGAGACACUCCGAUGAUAUGGAGGAUGAGGUGGAUGUUAGAUCAAUGAUCAGAUCAAUGUUCAAUUACAACCCCAACAGAUUUGUUGAUGACGAUGACGAUGAUGAUAUGGAGGCAGGAUUUGAUGAAAUCAUGCAAGAGGAAAGGAAAAGUGCCUUGAUAGCCAGAAAAGAAGAUGAGGAACAACUUAAGUUGAUAGAAGCGGAGGAGGAAAGAGAGCGAAGAAGAAAAUUGGCCAAGUUGAAGAAGCGAAGGGUUGGUGAAUAGCAUUUGACACCCAAUGUUGUUUGUUUUAUGUUCAAAUGUGAAAUUGCCCUGUUCCAAUCCUCUGUAUUAUUGUUGGAUUUGAGUUAAUUCAUCAAUGAUCAUAAAUAUCUCUUCAUUUUCAUCCAAUGUUAGAUUGAUGUACUUGGGGAAGGAAAUGUUUUUAACAAAGCAAAUGAAUAAUGCUAGUUGUAUAAUUUUUUGAAUUAAUAUUUUCUCAUUUAAUACUACCCAUAUAACCACAAUGGGUUCAGAAUUCA
Arachis ipaensis is the source of this 1979-nucleotide messenger RNA. RefSeq lists its product as uncharacterized. Gene Ontology annotation, biological process: transcription by RNA polymerase I; nucleosome assembly. NCBI's taxonomy places the organism in Eukaryota, Viridiplantae, Streptophyta, Magnoliopsida, Fabales, Fabaceae. The record is from RefSeq and is a predicted model, not a curated record. Gene Ontology annotation, cellular component: nucleolus. Gene Ontology annotation, molecular function: DNA binding; histone binding.